This is a messenger RNA of Arachis ipaensis, 735 nucleotides long. The record is from RefSeq and is a predicted model, not a curated record. Lineage: Eukaryota; Viridiplantae; Streptophyta; Magnoliopsida; Fabales; Fabaceae.
AUGACUACCACCACCACCACCAUCACCUCUCCGACGACGACAAACACGAGGAGGGCGAGGGUCAGGUGCGACGCUGCGAAUGCGAUGGGUGACGGUACGUGGGGGAGUCUCGGUGCUGGCGAUGGGGAGUCGUGGUGCAGCGAUGGCGAUGGUGAGGGCGGGAACGAUGGGAACAUCAACAGACUAAACGAGAUGUCGCAUUACGCCAGGGCGGCCGACUUCGAGAGGCCUCGCCUUCUACUGCCCCAGCGAGUUAGCCAUACCCUUCCUCCACCGGACGCCAUCGUCCCGUAUCUGGCUGAGGCCGGAUUCGGUGACACGGUGCCCCUCAAGGACUUCACAUUUGACAAUUCCCUGAUUUCGGCACUCGUUGAGCGAUGGCGUUCGGAGAUGCACACGUUUCAUCUUCCGUGGGGUGAGGUCACUAUCACCCUGCAAGACGUGGUGUACCACCUAGACCUACGUGCACACGGGAACCCCGUUGGGGGGGUGCCUUCGUGACUUUGGUAGGUGGUACGGCACGGAGACGUGGGCCAUGGUUGAGCAACUGCUUGGUGUCAGGCCUCCGGUAGCGGCACAGCAGGCUGCGCAGAGGAAGGAGUCGUUCACGCUAAAGCUGGUUUGGUUGCGUGAUCGUGUCUGCCAAAUGCCCCCGACCGACGAUCCUGAGACCCUCCGACAGUAUGCCCGAUGCUAUAUUAUGUUACUGAUUGGAGGGUAUCUAUUGACAGACAA